Coregonus sp. 'balchen' is the source of this 8214-nucleotide messenger RNA. NCBI's taxonomy places the organism in Eukaryota, Metazoa, Chordata, Actinopteri, Salmoniformes, Salmonidae. The record is from the annotation of a GenBank genome assembly.
AUGGCCGCCUUGCGUGCAGCCAAACAAGCUCUGAGGAGAGAAAUAAAGAAACGAGUAGCAGCGUUGGACGAUCAAGAGAAACUUCGCCAGUCUCGAGUCAUUUCGCAGAAGGUAACUGAAGUGAGAUAUAAACAAUCAUGUAGCAAAAAAGUGGGCAUCACAUUUACAAUGUGCAUGGAGGAUGACGUUUCGUGAAAAACAAUGCUACAAACUCAUUUUGUGUAUACAUGUCAUCGUCGCGUGGCCAAUAGAGCUCGCCAGUUUGUAGUCCUAAAAACCGGAAAUGAGUUACCUCUGGUUCGUUCAGCCAUUCCUAUGGGGAAAAUGAAUGCGGAAAGAAUAGGGUUUUGGGAUAAAUGCCGAAAAUAAGGUCUGAGAUUAACACAGGUUUAUGGUGCUUUCAAGACAAAAGGGAACUAGAAACAAAACUAGGUGAAAAUCACGACGUCGGUGAGCUUCAGGUCGUAGCUCUAGAAAGAUAGCAGAGUUUCAGACAUGGAAUUCCAGUUGACCUUUCAAAAUAUGUUUUACAGUCAGAGUUCGUUUUUUCUGAGUUCCUGGUUGUCGUGAACGCUCAGAAGUCGUCGGAGAUUUCCGAGAUCCCAGUUGUUUUGAAUGUUGCAUUAGGAUAUCUGUUAUGUUUUGUUCUAUGAGAAGAUAUCAGUCAGUUAACAUGACCUUUAUGAAUUAUGAAGCUUUUCUGAUUAUUUUUCUGAAAAUCACAAAGUGAUGUUAGCUGAUGGAGAUGAUAUCAUAGAACAAAACGUAUAAGAUCUCCUAAGCCUGUGUUUACCACAUACCUCAUUUUCGGCGUUUAUCUCAAAACCCUACAAAAAUUCCAUUAAUUUCCCCAUAGGCUUUGUACAAUGGUUCCCAGGUGCUGUGGUUAAAAAUGUCCUAAAACGACCAGUGGCGCCCCCUUGUGGCGGGUCACAGGUGGGGGGGGGUGGUGUUGGCCCCCCUAGGGAGUCUCACCCAACCUGGCCAUGGACCCCCAGCUGAUCCGUAAAUGACAGGGAAAUUAAAAAACUAGGCCUAACCCCUUAUACUCUCUCCUCUCAACCAGCUCUUCAAGCACCCCAAGUAUGCUAGCUGUGAGCGCAUCGCUGUGUUCCUCAGCAUGCACGACGAGGUGAGAACAGAGGAGAUCAUUCAGGACUUGUUUAAGCACGGUAAGACCUGCUUUAUGCCCAAGUACUUGACCCAGGGCACCAGUAACCACAUGGACAUGGUGAAGCUCACCAGCAUGGAGGAUAUGAUGUCACUGCCUCUGACUUCCUGGAACAUCAGACAGCCCGCCGAUGAAGACAACACCAGAGAGGAGGCCUUGGAGACAGGUCAGUGUUAGCCUACAACACACACACACACACACACACACACACACAAAAGCUUUUUGCCUUGCUGCUGCUGCUGCAAGAAAAUAAAAUUAAAACAUACAAAAUUACAAAGAAGAAGAUAUUGGAGUCCGUCCACUUUGUGUGAGAACCUAUCCUAUUUUUCGGUGAACUCUUUAUUGGUUUUACACAACAACCAAAGAUCCUUUAUAUCCUACUGAGUCAGGUAAGCGUGAUGGUACCUUCUUUCAGUACGCACACAAGGCCACACACACACAGCUUUGUUUUCGUGAAUUUUCGGGGAGUAAAAAUGUAUUCCCAAUCAAAGCCUAUUUUCCCUAACCCAUAACCUUUAACUCAAACCCUAACUCUAACCCAAAUGCCUAACCUAAACCUAACUCCUAAACCUAACCAUUAAGCCUAAAAUAACAUUUUAACAAAUUCAGGACAUGAAAAAAGUCCUGACUCUUCAAAAUUAUUCAUGUUUUCCUACCUUGUCAGGACAUUCUGGUGACUUGUCAGGACAUUCUUGUGACUUGUCAGGACAUUCUGGUGACUUGUCAGGACAUUCUGGUGACUUGUCAGGACAUUCUGGUGACUUGUCAGGACAUUGUGGGCCUGAUAAGGUAGGAACACACACACACACACACACAGGGUGCCCUAUUAGUUUGUCUGUUGUAUAUUACCAGCUGUGUGUAUCAUAACACACUUAUGACCUACAUGUGUUUGAAUUACCUAAAUCCUGGCAUGGCCUUGCAAAGUUAAUCUUUCUUCCCUUAUACACAGUUAAUCUUUGUUCCCCCAUGUGCCUUGUUCAGAAGUAGUGCACUAUUUAGGGAAAAGGGUGCCAUUUGGGAUGCAUUCACAGUCUCCAACGUGUGACCCCCAAAUAACACCAUAUUAGCGUCAGACCAAAGUUCAUGUUUUGGUUUCCUCCACAAGAUGGUGGUAUAGCACCAUCAUCGAGACAUCAAAAUUGUAGUCUCCUGCAAUAACAAUCUUACAUCUGGCCACAAACCUGUCAUGUGACACUUAAUCGAAAUACUAUCUAAGGUCAGUUUGGCAUUCCCCCCCCCCCCCCCCUAAAGGUUAAUCAUGGGGUAGGGGGAGGAUAAGAUGAUCCUAGAUCUGAUAACAUCUACCCUGAGCACUUGUGAAUAAUUGGUGAAGUUGCAUAAUUCUAUUCUAAUCACCUCUGCUGCUGCUGAAUAAGAAGAAAAGUCAUAUUGAUAAUGGUUAUUAGCAUUGUAAUCUCUUGGAUGGUGUUUCUUUUUUUUAGGCACUGUCAACCUCUCAACUAUUUUAAUCCAGACCGUCACAGUUUUCAUCUUUAGAUAGGAUAUUAAAUACCGACGCCUGGGGAGGAAAUGUGUUUAUGGUGCAUUCUCUGAGUCUAUUUGAGCUGUGCAAAUAAUGUCAUCAUGAUUUAUGGAACCAAACAGGUCAUAACCACGCUCCUUCAUUGUGUAUGUCUGAAUGCACUCCUGUCUGGCAAUAACCUGUGUAAAUUCUAAUUAUCUCACUCACUCACCUCUCACGCCACCUCAAGACACCAGGUUCACUUUUGGCGUUGGUGCCUAUGGAAAGACCCCCUUUACAUUUUUUCACAUUUUGUUGCUUUCCAAAGUGGGAUAAAAAUUGAUUUAAUAGUCCUUUUUUUUGUCAAAGAUCUACACAAAAUACUCUGUCAAAGUGGAAGAAAAAUUCAAACAUUUUUUAAAGAUGAUUGAAAAAUAAAACACUAAAAUACAGUACCUUGAUUAGAUAAAUAUUCACCCCUUUGAGUCAAUACAUGUUAGAAACACCUUUGGCAGCGAUUACAGCUGUGAGUCUUCUUGGGUAAGUCUCUAAGAGCUUUGCAAACCUGUAUUGUGCAAUAUUUGCCCAUUAUUCUUUUGAAAAUUCUUCAAGAUCUGUCAAGGUGUUGGGGAUCAUGGCUAGACAGCAGUUUUCAAGUCUUGCCACAGAUCUUCAAGCAGAUUUAAGUCAAAACUGUAACUUGGCCACAGGAACAGUCACUGUGUUCUUGGUAAGCAACUCUAGUGUAGAUUUGGCUUUGUGUUGUAGGUUAUUGUUCUGCUGAAAGGUCAAUUCCUUUCCCAGUGUCUGGUGCAAAGCAGACUGAAGCAGGUUUUCCUCUAGGAUUGUGCCUGUGCUUAGCUCCAUCCCGUUUCUUUUCAUCCUGAAAAACUCCCCAGUCUUUGCCGAUGUCAAGCAUACCCAUACCAUGAUGCUGCCGUGCUUGAAAAUAAGGAGGCAGUUACUCAGUGAUGUGUUGUGUUGGAUUUGCCCCAAACAUAAGGCUUUGCAUUUAGGCCAAAAAGUGUAUUCCUUUGCCUUGUUUUGUUUUGCAGUAUUACUUUAGUGCUUUGUUGCAUACAAGAUGCAUAUUUAGGAAUAUUCUGUAUAUUUGUAUUUUUCUUUUCACUCUGUCAUUUAGGUCAUUAUUGUGGAGUCACUACAAUGUUGUUGAUCCAUCCUCAGUUUUCUCCCAUCACAGCCAUUGAACUCUGUAGCUGGUUUAAAAUCCCCAAUGGCUCAUGGUGACAUCCCUAAGCAGUUUCCUUCCUGUCCUGCAGCUCAGUUCAGAACGAAGACUGCAUCUUUGAUGUGUCUGGGUGGUUUAAUACAUCACCCACAACAUACAGUGGGGAGAACAAGUAUUUGAUACACUGCCGAUUUUGCAGGUUUUCCUACUUACAAAGCAUGUAGAGGUCUGUCAUUUUUAUCAUAGGUACACUUCAACUGUGAGAGACGGAAUCUAAAACAAAAAUCCAGAAAAUCACAUUGUAUGAUUUUUAAGUAAUUAAUUUGCAUUUUAUUGCAUGACAUAAGUAUUUGAUCACCUACCAACCAGUAAGAAUUCCGGCUCUCACAGACCUGUUAGUUUUUCUUUAAGAAGCCCUCCUGUUCUCCACUCAUUACCUGUAUUAACUGCACCUGUUUGAACUCGUUACCUGUAUAAAAGACACCUGUCCACACACUCAAUCAAACAGACUCCAACCUCUCCACAAUGGCCAAGACCAGAGAGCUGUGUAAGGACAUCAGGGAUAAAAUUGUAGACCUGCACAAGGCUGGGAUGGGCUACAGGACAAUAGGCAAGCAGCUUGGUGAGAAGGCAACAGCUGUUGGUGCAAUUAUUAGAAAAUGGAAGAAGUUCAAGAUGACGGUCCAUCACUCUCGGUCUGGGGCUCCAUGCAAGAUCUCACCUCGUGGGGCAUCAAUGAUCAUGAGGAAGGUGAGGGAUCAGCCCAGAACUACACAGCAGGACCUGGUCAAUGACCUGAAGAAAGCUGGGACCACAGUCUCAAAGAAAACCAUUAGUAACACACUAAACCGUCAUGGAUUAAGAUCCUGCAGCGCACGCAAGGUCCCCCUGCUCAAGCCAGCGCAUGUCCAGGCCCGUCUGAAGUUUCCAAUGACCAUCUGGAUGAUCCAGAGGAGGAAUAGGAGAAGGUCAUGUGGUCUGAUGAGAGAAAAAUAGAGCUUUUUGGUCUAAACUCCACUCGCCGUGUUUGGAGGAAGAAGGGGGAUGAGUACAACCCCAAGAACACCAUCCCAACCGUGAAGCAUGGAGGUGGAAACAUCAUUCUUUGGGGAUGCUUUUCUGCAAAGGGGACAGGACGACUGCACCGUAUUGAGGGGAGGAUGGAUGGAUGGGGCCAUGUAUCGCGAGAUCUUGGCCAACAACCUCCUUCCCUCAGUAAGAGCAUUGAAGAUGGGUCGUGGCUGGGUCUUCCAGCAUGACAACGACCCGAAACACACAGCCAGGGCAACUAAGGAGUGGCUCCGUAAGAAGCAUCUCAAGGUCCUGGAGUGGCCUAGCCAGUCUCCGGAACUGAACCCAAUAGAAAAUCUUUGGAGGGAGCUGAAAGUCUGUAUUGCUCAGCGACAGCCCCGAAACCUGAAGGAUCUGGAGAAGGUCUGUAUGGAGGAGUGGGCCAAAAUCCCUGCUGCAUUGUGUGCAAACCUGGUCAAGACCUACAGGAAAUGUAUGAUCUCUGUAAUUGCAAACAAAGGUUUCUGUACCAAAUAUUAAGUUCCGCUUUUCUGAUGUAUCAAAUACUUAUGUCAUGCAAUAAAAUGCAAAUUAAUUACUUUAAAAUCAUACAAUGUGAUUUUCUGGAUUUUUGUUUUAGAUUCCGUCUCUCACAGUUGAAGUGUACAUAUGAUAAAAAUUACAGACCUCUACAUGCUUUGUAAGUAGGAAAACCUGCAAAAUCGGCAGUGUAUCAAAUACUUGUUCUCCCCACUGUAACUAUUACCUUGACCAUGCUUAAAGAGAUAUUCAAUGUCUGAUUUGUUAUUGUAACCAUCUACCAAUCACUGCCCUCCUUUUAUGAGGCUUUCGAAAAGCUCCCUGGUCUUUGUAGUUGAAUCUGUGCUAGAAAUGCAAUAUUUGACUGAGGGACCUUACAGUCCAUGUAACUUAUUAUGUGAAUUGUUAAGCCAAAUGUUACUUCUGAACUAAGUUAGGCUUGCCUAAACAAAGAGGGUGAAUACUUAUGCAAUGACUAUUUUAGUUAUUUAAUUGUUAUUAAUUUGAAAAAUAAAAAUAUAUAUUUUCACUUUACAUUAUUGAGUAUUUUGUGUAGAUCAAUGACAAAAAAAUUCAAUUAAAUCUAUUUCAAUCCCACUUAGUAACGCAACAAAAUGUGAAAAAAAGUUCAAGGGGUGUAGACUUUCUAUAGGCACUGUAUACCAAUCAAUCACAUGUCUUUAGUGUAGGGCUCCCUUUUCUCUGACAGUGAACAGUUUGUUUGAUGUGUUUCUCUCGACUCUGACUCAGUCCUGCAGCCUUCAAUACCUCUCAUGAACUUGUCAUGGCUGUUGUCAAGGAAACUACCAAUAGACCAUAAUGCAAUGCAAAUGUUAAUACAUGUGAAGUGGAAACAAAAGGUCUCUCUUGCCGUGCCACCAGAUUAGCUUUGAUUAGCGUCAGGGUUUUUACUUAGCAACAAGGGCACCUUAUUCCAAGUACCUUGAAUAUUCCCAGUGACUUACAGAAGGGUUUUAGACCACAAUAUCGUUCCCUCAUAACAGCACAUAACCUUUCAUAACAGCAGUUCCAUCCACAUAAAGAAUGUCUCUUUGUCCUGGGGUGCAUAGACGGCAAAGGUCAGGAGGUGUGGUGUGUGUGUGUGUGUGUGUGUGUGUGGACAACACAACACAAAUUGCUACCUGCCAGGAUUGCCAUCCUGCUGAGCGUCUGAAAGUCGUCUUCAAAUCAUUUUCCUCUUGUUCAGAUACUUACAUGUGAGGAUAGAGAGAACACAGCAGAGAGAGAGAGAGAGAAGGGGCAAUGGCAUUUUGGCACAGCAGGAGUAGAUGUCCUUCAGAAAGGGAAUGAUUUAACAUUCAACCGAGAUCUUUGUUAUUGGCUAGGAAUAGAACAGACUGGAGUAGAUAAAAAACCGAGACAUUUGAUUGGCUCUGUGUUAUUUACACAUAGGGAGGGUGUGGGAGUGUGCGAGCGUGCGCGCCAGGCUUAAAAAAUGUUUUACUAUCAGGGUUCAAUUGUUAGCAUUAAAUCCUUACUGCCAUUAAAGUAGAUGAUGUGAUGCCAGAUGAGUUUUCUGAACAGCAGUAGGCUACAUGCAUCAAUAAUAGAUCAAUGUUAUUACCAUGCAGUCUGGAGGGCCGGAAAAGAGAACGCAACAGUAUGACAUCCGCAACCUGCUGCUGUUUUGAGGAACGUGUAUGCAUAAUGUCCCUGCUUAAUCUGCAUAAAUGAUUAAUGAAUGUCAUGGUUACGUGACAACAGGAAAAGCUUUAGAUAUUAGAGUCUCAAGCUACACACAGGAGGAUGGAGUGGGAGGUUCACAUCAUCACCAGAAACCUGGGGCCGCAUUCAUAAAGCGUCUCAGAGUUAGAGUGCUGAUCUAGGAUCAGGUUCAUCCUGUCCAUGUAACCUUAUUCAUUUUGAUCGAAAAGGCUAAACUUAUCCUAGAUCAGCACUCUGAUAUCAGAUGUUCUAAGAAACAUUCUGUGAAUUAUCUCAUCUGUUAUUUCUUUGAGUUGUGAGCGAGCACUUGAUGCUAUGGUUGCACCAGGAUGUUAUGAAAUAUGAAUCCAAGGGCUUGUGAAGUCUUGCAGCGAACACCAUCCAUCUUUUGACUCACAGAGAAUCUGCAGCUUGUUCGGUCUGAUGGAAUUAUAAAGAAUUGAUCAUGCUGGAGACUGUAGAACUUGACUGCUAAAAUUGCUAAGUUUCUUUUUCAUGAGAAAUUGGGAAUUGGAACUGAAAUUGGGAAUGCAUGUUUUAGUUCUGGCAUUUAUUGAAGCAGGCCUGCAGUUCACUAAUACGAAGCAACAAUAGCAUUUUUUGCCAAAUUUAUUUUGUAGGGUGGAGUGUAUUUCUGUUUUAAAUAGGAUGAAGCAGCGUUGUUUUAUAGCUUUGAGGAGCUCCUUUCAAGUUCUUGAACCAACCAAUCCUUUCAUAGUGUUGUGCUUUGAAUACCAUACGGGGGUAGGUCAACUGUUUAACAAGAUUUAUUGAAAUUCAAUUAAGGUUGCAGUUUGAACAUCAGACACCACUGCUGUAAAACCUCUUACCCAGAUUGCAAGUAAACAUUGUGCUCACAUAAGGGAGAUGGCAUCUGGCCAUUGGCAUCAGCUCUCUGAAAAGUAAAAUAAAUCGUUCUUAAGGUAUUCUAGUAAGCCUUCUCAUUAAUGUAUUUUCAUGUCUUCCUCCUGCUCCUAUACAGGAGGUCUUGACCUGAUCUUGAUGCCAGGCCUGGGUUUUGACAGGAAUGGGAACCGGCUGGGCCGAGGGAAGGGCUUCUACGACACAUACCUGGAACGCUGUAUGAAGCACCCCAAGGGGAAGCCGUACGCCAUCGCUCUGGCCUUCAGGGAACAGCUGUGUCAGGACAUACCU